UCGCUGCCGCCCGCGUCCCCGGCGCCGCCGCCGCCGCCAGCGGGCCCCCUCCCCUUCCUCCGCGGCCUCUUCCCCUGUCCGCGCCGGGGCCGCUUGUUGCACCUCCUCGCGGCCUGUGGGAGCGCUCGGCCCGGCCUCGGCCACCCCGUUCCUCCGAUCCCCGGAGCCCGCCCCGCAGCCCGGCCGGCGAGACCCCGGCCCGACCCCGCCGCCCGCACAAAAUGUCGGCCCGGACGCCAUUGCCGACGGUGAACGAGCGGGACACGGAGAAUCAUACAUCUGUGGAUGGAUAUACUGAACCACAUAUCCCGUCUACCAAAUCGAGUAGCAGACAGAACAUCCCUCGGUGUAGAAACUCCAUUACAUCAGCGACGGAUGAACAGCCGCACAUUGGAAAUUAUCGUUUACAAAAAACAAUAGGGAAAGGAAAUUUUGCCAAAGUGAAAUUGGCAAGACAUGUUCUAACUGGUAGAGAGGUUGCUGUGAAAAUAAUAGAUAAAACUCAGCUAAAUCCCACCAGUCUACAAAAGUUGUUUCGAGAAGUACGAAUAAUGAAGAUACUGAAUCAUCCUAACAUAGUAAAAUUGUUUGAAGUUAUUGAAACAGAGAAGACCCUCUAUUUAGUCAUGGAAUACGCAAGUGGGGGUGAAGUAUUUGAUUACUUAGUUGCCCAUGGAAGAAUGAAAGAAAAAGAGGCCCGUGCAAAAUUUAGGCAGAUUGUAUCUGCUGUACAGUAUUGCCAUCAAAAGUGCAUUGUUCACCGUGAUCUUAAGGCUGAAAACCUUCUCCUUGAUGCUGAUAUGAAUAUUAAAAUUGCUGACUUUGGUUUUAGUAAUGAAUUUACAGUCGGGAACAAAUUGGACACAUUUUGUGGAAGCCCCCCCUACGCUGCUCCUGAGCUUUUCCAAGGAAAGAAGUACGAUGGGCCCGAAGUGGACGUGUGGAGUCUGGGCGUCAUUCUGUACACGUUAGUCAGUGGCUCCCUGCCGUUCGAUGGCCAGAAUUUAAAGGAACUGCGGGAGCGAGUCCUACGAGGGAAGUAUCGUAUUCCCUUCUAUAUGUCCACCGACUGUGAAAAUCUGCUGAAGAAAUUAUUAGUGCUGAAUCCGAUUAAGAGAGGCAGCUUGGAACAAAUAAUGAAAGAUCGGUGGAUGAAUGUUGGUCAUGAAGAAGAAGAACUAAAGCCAUAUACUGAGCCUGAGCCAGAUUUCAAUGACACGAAAAGAAUAGACGUCAUGGUCACCAUGGGUUUUGCACGAGAUGAGAUAAAUGACGCCUUAAUAAAUCAGAAAUACGAUGAAGUUAUGGCUACUUAUAUUCUUCUAGGUAGAAAACCACCUGAAUUUGAAGGCGGUGAGUCAUUAUCCAGCGGAAACUUGAGUCAGAGGUCACGGCCCAGUAGUGACUUAAACAACAGCACUCUCCAGUCCCCUGCUCACCUGAAGGUCCAGCGAAGCAUCUCAGCAAAUCAGAAGCAGCGGCGUUUUAGUGAUCAUGCUGGCCCAUCCAUUCCCCCUGCCGUAUCGUAUACGAAAAGGCCUCAGGCUAACAGCGUGGAAAGUGAACAGAAAGAGGAGUGGGACAAAGAUGUCACAGCUCGGAAACUUGGCAGCACAACAGUUGGCUCAAAAAGCGAGAUGACUGCCAGCCCUCUUGUAGGGCCAGAAAGGAAAAAGUCUUCAACUAUCCCAAGUAACAAUGUGUACGCUGGAGGUAGCAUGGCAAGAAGGAAUACGUAUGUCUGUGAACGGACCACAGAUCGGUACACGGCGCUGCAGAAUGGAAAGGACAGCAGCCUUACGGAGAUGUCCGCCAGUAGCUUAUCUUCUGCUGGAUCUGCUGUGGCUCCUGCUGUCCCUUCAGCGCGACCCCGCCACCAGAAGUCCCUGUCUGCUUCUGGCCACCCUAUAAAAGUUACACUGCCAACCAUUAAAGACAGCUCUGAAGCUUACCGACCCGGUACAACCCAGAGAGUGCCUGCUGCUUCCCCAUCUGCUCACAGUAUUAGUGCCACCACUCCAGACCGGACCCGUUUCCCCCGGGGGAGUUCAAGCCGAAGCACUUUCCAUGGUGAACAGCUCCGGGAGCGACGCAGCGCGGCUUACAACGGGCCACCCGCGUCACCGUCCCAUGAAACAGGUGCAUUUGCACAUGCCAGACGGGGAACGUCAACUGGUAUCAUAAGCAAAAUUACAUCCAGAUUCGUCCGCAGAAGUACAUCCGGGGAACCAAAAGAAAGAGAUAAGGAAGAGAGUAGAGACUCCAAACCCCGUUCUCUGCGGUUCACCUGGAGUAUGAAGACCACUAGUUCCAUGGACCCCAAUGACAUGAUGAGAGAAAUCCGGAAAGUAUUAGAUGCGAAUAACUGUGAUUAUGAACAGAAAGAGAGGUUUUUGCUUUUCUGUGUCCACGGAGAUGCCAGACAGGACAGCCUGGUGCAGUGGGAGAUGGAAGUCUGCAAGUUGCCGCGGCUGUCACUCAAUGGGGUCCGCUUCAAGCGAAUAUCUGGAACGUCUAUUGCCUUUAAGAACAUUGCAUCUAAAAUAGCAAAUGAGCUUAAACUGUAAAGAAACUCAAAUUUACAGGAUCAGGGAAGAUAUAACCAUAGUAUGGGGUACAGUUUUUGAAUGUACUGGUAAUGCCUAAUGUGAUUGGCCUGUGAAUCUCCCCAUGUAGAAUUUGCCCUUAAUGCAAUAAGGUUAUACAUAGUUAUGAACUGUAAAAUUAAAGUCAGUGUGAACUAUAAUAAAUAUCUGUAGCUAAAAAAGUAGGUUCACAUGUACAGGUAAGUAUAUUGUGUAUUUCUGUUCAUUUCCGAGUUGUAUAAUAAAACAGAUGAUUGCUCAAAAACUUGUAUAGUUGUCUAGAUUUCUGCACAUAAAUGUACGUUUGAGUCUUUGAGUUGAAAAUAUUCUUCCCUGUUAUUUACGUUCUGGUGGGUUUUUUAAGUUCUUACCUCCAUCCUGCAAUUUUGAAAACUGUGUCCAGAAUUAAAAGUGCACAGAAAUAGUCUUUAUGAUCGUAGCAUGGACUUUUACAAGUUAUUUGAAAGUCAUAUUUAAAUUUAAAGCAGAAGCUGAUCCAUAGAUCAGCUUUAUUAUACACAGAAUUUUACCUGCUUAUCUUUGCUCUUACCCUGGUUACCAGAGAAGGUUUAGUUGAGAAGAUACACAAUGUUUACAGUGUUGGCACUUAGAGUUUUUAAAAUAAAGUCCAGGAAAAUAAAUAAUAGCUUUGCCUUGAGCUUCCUAAGAAAUCCUGGGGGAAAGUAAAACCUACACCAAAUUUCUUU
Molecule: messenger RNA, 3292 nt
Organism: Rhinolophus ferrumequinum (greater horseshoe bat)
Lineage: Eukaryota; Metazoa; Chordata; Mammalia; Chiroptera; Rhinolophidae
Gene: MARK1
Product: microtubule affinity regulating kinase 1
Exons: 17
Coding region: 222-2567 (781 amino acids)
Biological process (GO): intracellular signal transduction; microtubule cytoskeleton organization; protein phosphorylation
Cellular component (GO): cytoplasm
Molecular function (GO): tau-protein kinase activity; protein serine/threonine kinase activity; ATP binding
Source: RefSeq, a predicted model, not a curated record